Messenger RNA from Striga hermonthica, 1005 nucleotides. The record is from the annotation of a GenBank genome assembly. NCBI's taxonomy places the organism in Eukaryota, Viridiplantae, Streptophyta, Magnoliopsida, Lamiales, Orobanchaceae.
AUGGCGGAUGAGCCUGAUUCGAAGCCGAGCCCUGGCAUGACGGUCGAGGAAUGCCAGAAUAUGAUCCAGAGAAGUCUCCGAACUCCCAUGGUAAAAUUUCUCAAGGAGCACCUGGAGAAAUCAGGAUGUGGUAUUGGCAGCAAUUUCAUAAAGGCUGUCAAUUGUAAAGGAGCUACUGCUGGUGGUUAUGUUAAAGGCGAAGGGAUAGUGGUAUGUAGUAAUCACCUACAGAUCCAAGAUGAGGUAACACAAGUGGUGAUUCACGAGCUCAUUCAUGCGUAUGAUGAAUGUCGUUCUGCAAAUUUGGACUGGUCUGACUGUGCUCACCAUGCUUGCAGUGAGAUACGGGUCGGCCAUCUCAGUGGAGAUUGCCAUUACAAAAGGGAAUUACUUCGUCCAAAAAGUUGGAGUAAAUCUAUGCCCACCCUGAACCAAAUAAAAGGAAAUGGGCCGACCCCGCGCAAGCCCAAAAGUGUGAAGAAAUUCUUGAUUUCUCGGUCUGCGUCUCCUCCCAUCACCCAAAUCGCGAUUCUCUCCAACUCUCGAAAUCUGUCGCUGCACCUCGACCAAUCCUCUGUUAAAUUCAAAAAAUUGAGCUCCUUCGUAUCCCGCCUCGGUCUCGCUGCCGUGCCACCCAUCUCGGCCGCCGUCACCGGCGAAAUCUGUAGCAGCGCGCCGGUGAACGCGAAAAUCAGACCCGCCAAAACGCACCUCCGUCCAGGGUUGGCCCCGUCGAGCUUCGCAGCAACCAUUGACGUCAAAACCAGUCGUUUUCUGCCUCCAAUUGCGCUCUCCGGCCGUGGCAAAACCUUCAUCGGCCCAACGCGGCCCGCGGCCAAGGAAGUCGCUGCCGUCGACAGUGGCGCGACGCCCCUCUUGUGGCCACCAUCGUGCGUCCCCCUCACCUUCAAUAGUCCGACGGAAAUCACAGUCAAAGGCUCUAUUCGACCCUCCGCCUGCAACAGUUCGCCGGAAUUUGUUGUCGAAGGGCGUGCGAUUGGGUGA